CCGGUCACGUGAUCCCUGAGUCCGGUUCUGUGCCCACACACCGUUUCAAAAACGUUAAUCCGUCUCUGUGUCUGUGAAUUAACACUUUUUCCGUCACUUCAACACUAAAAACCAGCGAAAAAUUGAAAUUUGCUCGAAAAAUGUCGGUUAGAGCCGUCCAUAUUCGUGCAUUUCCGGUGUGAAACACGACGUAUAUAUCACCGCGCGCUUGAUUUCCACAAACAUUUUCCGAGGAUGGGACGAUGCCGACCCUUCCGUGUUUAUCAAUCGUUGUCGUCCUCUAGUGUCCGUUAACUCGAUCGGGGCCCAUGGAAGCCAAGCCUCCGAAGAUGUCUCGUCUGUUCCAGACCUCGUCCGUCGAAACGAAAGACGAAUUAGAGGAGAAACUCGAACGCAGCUACCACUUCGUGGCGGGCCUCACGGCGGGGCUCAGCGACAAGGACGCCUACGACGCCAUCACCAAGGCGUUGCUCAAAGACAAGGGCUACGAGGAGGUGUCGCUGGGGCUGCUGGUGACCAUCCUCACCGAGCCCCACAACGCCGCGAGGGGCUACCGGGACUUGACCCUCAUCUCCAACGACGGCUUCGGACUGGUGCUCAACAGUCUCUCGCAGCUGGUGCUGGAGCGCUACUUGCGCUUCACCGACGUAGUGAAGGCCCAGCUGGUGUGGCUCCUCCGGGAGAUGAUCAAGAAUGCCGUGAACAACGUGGACAACCUCUGCUGGAAUCUGAUGAGGCAUGCGGCGGGGGGCGACGUCUCCGCCAAGAACAUCGCCCUCAUCGAGAGCCUCCUCGACGUGCUGGUGGAGUACCGCAGCUGGCUGGAUAAGUUCCCUCUGCUGAUACCCUCAGUCGUCUACACGUAUCUGCGACUGGUGGAGGACCACAAUGCGCCUUAUUUAGCCCCAUUAAGACAGAAAGAAGUUAAUUUUUUAAUUAGUUUGAUUAGGGACCGGUUCAAUGACUGUAUCGGGAUCGGGCGUGACCUAGUGAGACUCUUGCAAAACGUUGCGAGGAUCCCCGAGUUUGAACAACUGUGGAAGGACAUUUUGACAGCCCCCAGGACGCUCAGUCCUACUUUUACGGGGGUUUUGCAACUGUUGCAAGCGAGGACGUCGAGGAGGUAUCUACAGUCGAGGCUCACGCCGGAUAUGGAGAGAAAACUCGUGUUUUUUACAUCGCAGGUCCGUUUCGGCAACCACAAACGUUACCAGGACUGGUUCCAACGCCAAUACCUCGCCACCCCGGAAUCGCAAAGCCUUCGUUGCGAUAUAAUCCGUUUUAUCGUCGGCGUCAUCCACCCCACCAAUGAACUCCUCUGUUCUGAUAUAAUUCCACGUUGGGCCGUCAUCGGUUGGCUCCUCACCACAUGCACCUCAUCCGUUGCCGUUUCAAAUGCCAAACUCGCCCUCUUCUACGAUUGGCUAUUCUUCGAUAGCGAAAAAGACAACAUCAUGAACAUCGAACCAGCAAUUUUAGUCAUGCAUCAUUCAAUGCGUUCCCAUCCAGCAGUCAGUGCAACACUACUAGAUUUCCUAUGUCGAAUCAUACCAAAUUUCCAUCAACCGUUAACGGAAAAAGUUCGAAAUGGAAUUUUCUCAUCGCUGAGGAAGAUUUUAGAGAAACGAGUCGUACCAUCAUUGGUACCAUUAUUCGAUAAUGCGAAACUUGAUCCCGAAUUGAGGAAUAUGGUACGGGAAACGUUCAAGGAGUUUUGUACGACGGUACCAGAGAGUUCUGGAGUCGGAGAUGGUGAUCAUCGAAUCAACAACACUGUCAAUAAUCAUGUUUUGGACAAUGAACCGGCGUUUAGUGAUGAUGAGGAAGAGCAAACUUUGACGAUUUGUGCUCUUGAUGAUGACAGUGAUGAUGAUGAUGAUGACAUUCCAUUGUCGAAAGUUAGGUUAAAGGAGAAGAUUUUGGAUAAGUUGGAUGACAGUAUUGAUGGACCAUUGGGGGAGAUUUUGACAAAAUUACAAUUGGAAAAAGAUGAGGAGAGUCGUUGUGGUCACAUGGAGGCGUUUUUACAAACCUUGAUGGGGUUUGAAGGUGAUGAAGAUGACAACCUCCCAAUCAUUGCAAAGACUUUAUCAAAUAUAAUACAAGAUGAUCACAAGAGUAGUGACCUCAGUCCGGAACAAAUGACCGACGAUAAGUUACUUGAAAGUAUCAAAAUGCCACUUUUUGUCCUCUUCCAAACUUUGUACAAUUUCACGAAACAAGACGAAGAGGGAAAGGAAAUCCUCUUACGGUUAUUAACCGAAAUGCGCACUUGUUUUCCAAGUGUCGGUUAUUUGUUAUUGUAUUUUCUUAAAGUUCAAAUACGGACAGAAAACAAACGUGAAGAUCAGACAAAAGCAAGUGCACUAAAAGUGAGUGUAUAUAAAGAGUAUUGUCAAUCGUGUGAUAAAAAAAUCGACGUUUGUUUACUCGACGAUUUGGUGGCAUGCCAUAUCAGUGAUACCAAAUUAAUGAUGUGGAUAGUGCCUGAUUUAUUUAGGGAUUUCAAACAACAAACUGUUAAUAACGCUCAAAUAAUACGUGUGAUAAUAUCAGCUAUAGAUUCGCGACAAUUGCAAACUCUAGUCGGGAAAGUUCUUCAAGGACAUCUCGUCAUGUUUAAAAGUGAAAAUUUAGUACCGUUGCUUAAAAUCACGCUAACGUGGGAAAGUAUCGAGCAAUUUUUUUUCUGGCAAUUAAUACACGCCCAUGAUAUAAGUAUUGAUACAGUGUUGCCGCUUAUCACCCAAUUAGAUUAUGAAUUACAUUCCGAGGCCCUCACCUCGGUCAUGCUUAUGUUGAAACAGGAGCGUCCCAAUGCUGACUAUAUUAAGUAUUUGUUUUCACGUGAACUUUCUCCCCACGGUGAUUUAUUCAUUUUUACUAUUAUCAAAUACUGGUGUGAUGAGUAUAUUGAUAAGGUAGCUGAGCUAAUUUCGUCACUUUUGAGUACGCGUUAUCCGUCAACGUCGCCCAAUAAACGGAAACGUAGUGGAAAGACGAUGAGUGCGAGUGUACCGAGUGCUGAACAAGUUUUGGGUCAUUUGGAGCAAUUACGUGUGAUUUGUGAACGUCAUGAUUGUAUGGCGAUUUAUACACUUGAUUCGAUGCAGAGGGCGUUGAAUAUUGCAUUGAAUAAUUGUACAGAGGGACAGAAGAAGCAGUUUGGACAGUUAUUUGCAUUGUUGGAGGAGGAGGAGGAGGUGAGUGCGACGAAGAGUCGAUCGCAGGGGAGAGGAAGGAAGCCGGUGAAUAAGAGUGUUGUGGCAACGAAGAGGACGGCUGUUAGGGAGAUUUGUGAUUCGACGGAGGAGAGUAGCGAGGAGGAGGAAAUCGUGAAGCCAAAGCAGCCUAAGAAACGUAAAAAAGUAAUGUCCGACAGUGAUUGACGGAACCAAGUCGUAGCAGUGGAUUCGUCGUGUGUGAAGCACAUCGGAAUUAAGGAACGUCAUAUCAGAUGCAAGCUUGUGAUCAUUAGCAUUAUUCAGAGACACGUACUAUGGUGAAGAGGAAAGGAAAUCAUCAUAAAAACAAUAAAAAAAUGAACGGAGGAUUAAAUAAGAGUGAAUACACUGCCUGUAGACAAGAUUCAAAGACAAAUAUCCAUGUCUUGAUAUGAAAUAAACAAAAAAAAAAACAAUUGUUGAGUACCUUAAGAAACGUUGUUAAUUAUUGUAUUAUUUUUACAUGUUUAUCACACAAAUAACCCUCUCAUGAUUGUGUAUUCUUCUCCUGUAAAUUGUUACUGUUAGGUUUAUACCCUCCUCUGUUAUUUUUGCUAUUCAAGGGUCUAUUAUCUUAGAAGAAAACAAGUUUUUAAACGAAAUGUAAAUUGAUAGUGUUUUAUUACAAGCGAGAUGUAUAAAUUUGUAAAUAUAUUUAUAAA
Molecule: messenger RNA, 3886 nt
Organism: Tribolium madens (black flour beetle)
Lineage: Eukaryota; Metazoa; Arthropoda; Insecta; Coleoptera; Tenebrionidae
Gene: IntS3
Product: integrator complex subunit 3 homolog
Exons: 4
Coding region: 309-3389 (1026 amino acids)
Cellular component (GO): cytoplasm
Source: RefSeq, a predicted model, not a curated record